Molecule: messenger RNA, 2540 nt
Organism: Trichobilharzia regenti
Lineage: Eukaryota; Metazoa; Platyhelminthes; Trematoda; Strigeidida; Schistosomatidae
Source: the annotation of a GenBank genome assembly
CGAAAAUUGGGGAAGUUGGUAUUGAGCAAACAACCAUGAAUUCAUCGUUCAAUCUUCUACUACAUUGACAAGCCCCAUUCACAUAACGUAGUUAAAACGAAAUUGGGUAUUGUGUUGUCAGUCAGCAGAUCGCUUUUGUUUAGAACAGUCAAAAUUAGCUGGUGUGUUGGUGAAUUGUGUAUGUGCACAUUUGGAAUAUGUGUUCUUGUUGUGUAUAAGAUAUCAUGCACUCAAAAUCAACUUCUGUGAAAGAUUACUCCGGACCACCUGAAAUACGAAAACAUAAAAAUUCUAAAAUCUGCUAUGGAGUGGCUGAUGAAGUUUUUACCCAGGACUUAAACGCAAUCCUUCGCGAAGAAUUACAAAUAGCUGACAGACAUAAAUCUAACUAUGAAACUCUCAAGUCUGCAUUCAAGAAGCUUUAUAAUGCUUAUAAUCAACUAGAAUCACGAUUGAAUUCAUCAGCAAAUGAUUCAAAGUUAUUGGAAAGACAACAACAACAACAACAACAACAAGGUGAUAUCCAUCUGAUGGAAGCACGCAAUAAUUUAAACGAAUACAUUUCAGCAAUGGAGAUUGUAAAACAGUCUAAUUCUAUACCAGCUGUAGAAACGUUGGAAAUCUCUAUGCUUAAGAUUACAAAUGAAUUAGAAGCAAAAUAUCGUGAACAAAUUUUAAAUCUACAAUAUGAUCUACAAAGUUGUCAAAAUGAAAAUCGAUUACUUGUAGAGGAGAUACAAAAUCUGAAUAAAACAUUAAAUCAAGAACGUAGUGAAUUCAAGAAUACACUAAUGAAUUCAAAAUUGUUUUAUGAAGCCGAAAUUUCAAGCCUUCAGAAAAUUAAAGAUCACCAAAACACAGAGAUUAACCAACUAUCCUUAGUUCAAACUAAUGAAGAUAAAAAGAUACUUUUACAAAAUGCACAAUUACAGGCUAAAUGCGAUGAACUAAGCAAUCAACUUGAAUUGAUUAGAAACAAUCUAUCCAAAGAAAGGGAACAGAUCCAAUUAGAAAAUGAGGAUCAAUUACAGCUGUGCAGUGAACUUAAAGCUAAGAAUAUGGAACUUGAAGCAAUCUGUUCAACACAAAAGAAUCAUAUCAAUGCUUUAACUCAAGAAGUGAAUGAAUUACGCGCGGAGUUGAUAAAUCAUCGUCAAACACUUGUAGAAUCUACAAAAUGUCAGUAUAAAGCUGAAACACAAAUCGAUAAAUUGUUACAAUCAACACGUAUUGAAUUAAUCAACUUACGCAAAGAGGCAGAAUAUCAAAAAAGUGAAAUAGAUAAACAACGAAGUGAAUUAACUGAAAAAUCUAGAAAAUUACAAGAUGAGUUGGAUAUGUUGCAUAAUCGAUUGACGUGUACCAAUCAAUUCUCUGGGAACAGGGAGAAUAAUCAUUUCGAUGUAAUAAACACACAAAACAACAACGAUGAAGAAGAAGAGAAAUUACAACGAAUAAUUAAACUGUUUCAAAAACACUUUUUGUUGCAUAUAAAUGAAUUUGAAAAUAAAGUGUCAAGUAUUUCAGAUCGUUUAAAUUUAGAAGUUGAUCAAAUGCAAACAUUUCAGAUGCAUGCAAAAUCAAUUAUGGAAACGAUAAAUCAGUCAUCGAUGUAUCCAAAAUCGUUUAUCCCAUCACAACAACAGAAUGGAAAAACUUCAGAUCGUAUACAACUAACCCUUGUACAGGAUAAUAUGCAACGUUAUGUAGAUGAUGCGCGUAAGAAAAAGCGAACAUUAUGCCUUCGAAUAGUUCUUCUUAAACAGAAAAUCAACUUCCUCGAAUCUGAAAUCGAGAAACUACGUGAAGAAAACAUCAAUUUGAAGACGAAUGUUGCAUCAAUAACUGAGUAUGAACGUGUAUGUCUUGCUUAUAAAGAUUUAUAUAGACGUCAUCAAGAAUAUGAACGUAUUAUUCUUAAUUCUGAUAAUCAGAAAUUUAUUACAAAUAAUGAUCAUGUUGGACGACUUACAGAAGAAGAAUGAAAGGAAUAAUUAAAUGAAAACCCUUUUUUCAAUUGUUUUACAGGGUUCAUCACAACACAAAAGCACUACCUUCAUAUUAUUUAUGAUUCCAGCACCUCCACCAAUCUUCCCCACACACCCACCCCAAUCCCAUCCCUCGCCGACUAUCACGAUUCUUAUCAAUUAUUGUUAUUAUUAUCAUCAUCAUUAGUAAUAAUAAUAGAUAUAUCAAAGGGGCAAGCAAUUCUCUUCUCAAAGUAUUCUAACACAGGAUCAAUCCCAUUCAGUAAAAUACCACAAACUCAUUCACAAAAAUAUUUUAAAAAAAACAAAAUUAAUCAUCAUCUAACCCAAUAAAAAGCAUCACUACUGAAGACAGAUUGUGCAUUACACACAGAGAACAAAUUGCAUUUCAAUAAAAGAUUUCAACAUUUUGUAUGACUUUAAUUCGCGCAAAAGUAUAUGAGAUAUACUUUUUUUCUAAAAGUCAUUUUUUUCUUAAUUUGUUUGUUUCUUCAAAAGACAUACAAAAAUAUAUACAUACAUAUUAUGAUGCAUUUAUAAUUCGAAAACUUU